AUGAAAAGAAAAAGAAGAAGAACUGAAAAAUGGCAAAGAGAGGGGAUGGAGUUUAAAUUCACAUUGAGUGGGUUUGUGUCGAGCUUAAUAGUAAGUACCAUAUUGUUUUUAAAUUCAAUUGUGAUCUUAAACCAACAGCGUUUUCUAUCAAAGAUUGGCAUUCAAUAUGACGACGCAAAUAAAGACAACGAACAAAACAAAACAGUCAGAGGAAGACUCAGUUAUUUCUUUUAUAGAACACAAGAUUUGGCUAGGUACCCAUUAAUAUUCGUGAACGCGUGUGCCAUCGUGUUUUUGCUCAUCUUUGGUUAA
Messenger RNA from Entamoeba invadens IP1, 312 nucleotides. RefSeq lists its product as hypothetical. Gene Ontology annotation, biological process: endoplasmic reticulum to Golgi vesicle-mediated transport. The transcript has 2 exons. Gene Ontology annotation, cellular component: COPII-coated ER to Golgi transport vesicle; endoplasmic reticulum membrane; Golgi membrane. The coding region runs from base 1 to 312 and encodes 103 amino acids. Lineage: Eukaryota; Evosea; Mastigamoebida; Endamoebidae. The record is from RefSeq and is a predicted model, not a curated record.